Molecule: messenger RNA, 877 nt
Organism: Camelina sativa (false flax)
Lineage: Eukaryota; Viridiplantae; Streptophyta; Magnoliopsida; Brassicales; Brassicaceae
Source: RefSeq, a predicted model, not a curated record
UUCGUUCACCGAAUCUUUCUGGGUUAGGUUUGUUUGUUCCUUUGUUUCAAAAUCAGAAAAAGAAGAAGAACAAGUCAAAGACGAUACCGCAACAAUGGCGUCCUCUAACCUCCUCCUUGCAAUCUCCGUCGCAAUUAUCCUCUCAAUCACCACCAUCUGCGCCGCACGUCCUUGCAAAACCUUCCUCAUAUCCUCCUAUUCCCUCUCAAUAACCCCAGAAAACCCUAACCUCGAAUCCGAUUUCACCUCGACACGAUUCGUCACCGUUUUCACCAUCCGUCGUCUCAAUCCUCACCACGUCGUUCCUUUCUUCGUCAAUCGUCGUCACGAGACGCCACAGAUCCAACGAUCGGAGGAAGAUCGUCGUUCCCAAUUGUCUCUCCCUAUGGGCUCCGAUAACAUCAAUUCGUUCAGAGAUCGAACCAGAGACAUUCUCAGCGUCGUCGUGGCUCUCUUGUUCGGUGUUGGUUGUGGUGCUUUGACCGCUGCUACUAUGUACCUUGUUUGGGCUCUCGUUGUGAACCGUCAGAGCUAUGAUUUUGAGGAGGAGGAAGAAGAUGAUUAUGAGAAUGAGGAAUCUGAUGCUGCUAGCUUGAAGAAGUUGGGUUAUGUUAAGAUUCCAGCUCCAGCUCAUGUGAAGGAGGAAGCUGCUUGAUUUGAGGUUGUUUGUUCUUAUCCAUAUUACUUGGAAAAAAAAAAACAAAAUUCCUUUUGUGAAUUCAGUUUCUGCAUAUUAUCAUGAUUUACGUUUGUUUGUUGCUUAUCCUAUGUUGCGUUUUAAGUAAUCUAAAACUUAAUAUACUCUUUUAAGUAUCAUCAGUGCUUUAACGAUUUGUAGUGGAUGUUUGUUAUAUAAAGUGUGAUUAUGAUGUUUCCU